AGCCGUCGUGGCUCAGUAGGCCUAAGGUAGAUCAAGUCUGUUGGGUUCAAGCUUGUCAGCCAGAGCUCAUGGAAGGCCUCCUCAGCUGCUUUGUGCUCUGGUCAGCCUUUUGCGCCUUCCUCGGUUUCGUCGCGGGGUCGCGCUGCUGCAGGCGGGCCAGCGUCGCGUCGUCAGGCGCUCUCUCGGAGGUCGCGGCUGAGAAGGAGGCGGUCAGCGUUUCGAAGGAGGCGGUCAGCGAUGCUCUUCAGCCAGUACUCAGAAACAAGCAGGGCCGUCACGUCCAGGCAGUGUACCGCGCGAUUUCAGAGCAGACGAUGGUUCACGCAUCGCCUGGUUGCCAAAGGCUUCAGGGAGCGGUGAAGCUCGUGGUCAGGCGAGAGGUGUGCUCUGUGUGCUUCCCCGACAAGCGCCGGCUUUGAGGCGCCCGUCUGUCCAGGGUCAGGCGGGAGGUGUGCUCAGUGUGCUUCCUCGACAGGCGCCGGCUUGGAGGCGCCCGUCAGUUUUCAGAUGUUGCAUAUGUUCCGUCGAGUUGCGCAGCGACAAAUGAACCCAAUCCACGGGGCCCUUUCCCUGUCCCCCCCUCCUCUUCGCCGCUCAGGUCCUCCUGGCCGCUCAGGCCCCCCUUGCCGCUCAGGCCCCCGGUAAGCCCCUG
This is a messenger RNA of Prorocentrum cordatum, 652 nucleotides long. NCBI's taxonomy places the organism in Eukaryota, Dinophyceae, Prorocentrales, Prorocentraceae. The record is from the annotation of a GenBank genome assembly.